AUGCACGUUUGUGGUAAACAAAAUAAGUUACUUAGGCACAUCAUAUCCACCAUAGGAGUAGAAGUAGACCCGGAAAAACUCGACGCCAUCCAAAAUUGGCCGACACCUAAAAAUCUCACCACAUUACGUGGAUUUCUCGGCCUUACUGGCUAUUAUCAUCGUUUCGUGCCCAAAUACGCAACGAUUGCAGCAGGUGUCACCGACAUUCUCCGUAAGCCACACUUCGCAUGGUCACAUGAGGCUCAAUCUUCUUUUCAAAAUCUUAAGAUUGAUAUGUUCCACCUCAUCACACUUACCCUACUUGAUUUUACAAAAUCCUUUGAUAUAACCACAUAUGCAUCAAACAUCGCCAUCAGAGCCGUUAUCUUUCAACAGGACCGCCCCAUCGCUUUUUUCAAUAAGAGAUUAUGCAAUUGCAUGCAAAGCGCUUCCGCUUAUGUCCGUGAACUUUUGUCAUAG
Lactuca virosa is the source of this 459-nucleotide messenger RNA. The record is from the annotation of a GenBank genome assembly. NCBI's taxonomy places the organism in Eukaryota, Viridiplantae, Streptophyta, Magnoliopsida, Asterales, Asteraceae.